Hydractinia symbiolongicarpus is the source of this 2540-nucleotide messenger RNA. Its product is annotated as myb-like protein D. The transcript is spliced from 2 exons. NCBI's taxonomy places the organism in Eukaryota, Metazoa, Cnidaria, Hydrozoa, Anthoathecata, Hydractiniidae. The coding region runs from base 40 to 1317 and encodes 425 amino acids. The record is from RefSeq and is a predicted model, not a curated record.
CAAUAUGAGAAAAUUUCAUUUGAAUAUUCUAAACAAACUAUGGCGGAAUUUGGCGAAGCUUAUAGGAAUUUAUCACGCACAUUUAGAUCAAAUGUUUUUCCCGGGGUAGAACAUACAUGGAAAAGUCAUGUUAAAUCAACGUACGUUGCCCAUACAGAGUACAGGCCUGUAACCACCUUAAAUACCAAGCAAAAAGAUUGGGUUAGUAAAUGGUCAGAAGGAAAUACUUGUCGUUUAGUGCUUCAAAAAACAUAUAGUGAAGUAUGUAAGGAAAAACAGAAAAAGAAAGGGAAAUCAUCCAGAAUUGUUACAGGGAAAUCAUCAAGAUUGCCCAAAAUAUCACCAGUUCAAAAAGAAUCAAGAACACCGCUGCCAUCGAAACAAUCUGGCGAAAAAACAAGAAAAAAAUCUGGUCGAUCAAAGAAGGGAUCUGCGAACACGAAGAAAAAGAAAAGUAGUGGUGAUAAGCUUCCAACUUUAGGAAAAGGUAAAGUCUUUCCUCACGUGGAUGUUUACAAAGUUGAAAACUCAGCAGUUAGUAUCGUAACUAACCACGAUCAAGCGUUACCAAAGAUUAAUAACGACCCGACUGAAGCAAACGAAUACGUUACAUUGAAUAGCGGCAUUUUUAACCUUUCGGAAGAGAAAGUUAAAAAUCCGGAAGGAAAAAGCGAUGAAAGAAUUGUUACUGGUAACAAUAACAAUCAGGAAUAUCAAGAAGAAAAACAAAUCGACACUGAAGCAUCUCAACACGGUAGCGAAAAUAAUGAUGCACAAGCCUCUUUCGAGCCUGUUUACAAUACCGGCUGCAACGCUGAAAGUGGGGGUAUUACUGAAAUAACAAAGUUUAGUGCUGACUUGAGUGGUGAUUAUCAGGCUGAUAAAGUAAAGGGACUUACCGCAACUGCUGUUACCAUUAACAGUCCCGACGUUCUGAGCGGCCUUAGUGAUAAUAUUGAUGACAAAAAUACUGAAACGAGUGAUGGUAACGAUCAAAUUAAGCAGGAAGGCAACAAUACAAUAUCAAAAGUAGUCAACGAAACUAUCAACCAUAAUACAAAUAGCGAUUUAAAGGAUUGUGGAGAAGACUCCAAAGACAAACUAAAGCAUAGUACCGAGAACACGGCACCCGAAAUUGGCAGCGUGGGCUCUGUGACUGAUCAAACAAAUAAUAACGAAGUAAGUUCCAAAGAAGUAAGAAAAGACUCUGACGUCGAAAUUAGCAAAGAAGAUAAAGAUACAAACAAUCCGAAUGCAAGUGAGGCAGAAAAUCAGCCGAUAAGCGAGUCAAAUUACGAAGAAGUUGACAAGUUAUAAAUACAGAUGAUGAUACCAUGAACACAAAUAAGAUUAAUAUCGUAAAAAAAGUUUAAGUAAAAGAAUAAAAUGGAUAAAGAUACAACGAAACCACUUGACUAAUUUCUCAUAUAGGUUUAAAUAAUGACUUUAGCAGAUGAAAUUUUAAAUUGUGGUAAAUAUUAAUAAAGCCAAAGAUUGCGACUUUUGCUGAAAAAAAUUCGGUUAGACAGAGAAUAUGUAAACACACAAAAUCGAAUACAGUUAUUUAACAUUAUGCUGUCGCAAAACGUUGUUGAUUUUGACUUUCAGCUACCGCCACCCUGCAAUACGUUGACAGUUCGUGCGUUGUCAGUUCAUAAAAACUAAUAUGCGAGAUGCAGUAAUUACGCCUUACGAAGGUUUUAUGGUCAAAUAGGCGAAAGUUGGACUUUUACAUCGUGUUCAAAUGUUUUUAUAACAUGAUACGGCGAUGUUUAGGUUACUCAAUGUUAAUGUUGUCAGAAAUUACGACAAGGCUAAUAAUAAACGGACCUUUUUGAGUAAAGGUAUUUAUAAUGAUAAAAAAUAAUUUUGCAAAAUUUCUGACUUGGAAAUAUAGCAACAACAAUACUCACGACCUCGCAAAACUGACAGCAAAGUUCUUGAGAGAAUUCCAGAACCCUGGAAACGAGGUUGACCGAAAUUAAAAAUAGUUCAUACAAACACUAAAAAAGUUUGUUUUGUUAAAAUUACUUUUUUUAGUAUGAUACUUAUAUACAAUGUACUAAUACAAUAAUAACCGAUUACCUCGGCUGUACCGUAAAAUAUCGCCCGAGGUCUAAGUGCCAAACGGGCUAGUGAGGUCGGUGCAAUGACUGGGGCGAUAUUUUUGGCGAAUAUUGAAGUAAAUCUUUUAACUAGCUAGCUAGCUGGCCAAAAAUAACAUGGGCUUCAACGAGUUUUUUAUUGACUGAGUAAUCAAAAAGCAGAAGGAACGAGUCUGAAAAUAAGAGGAGACAUAUUUGUUAUAAUUUCGUCGUGUUGUAUUUAGUAUUUUUGAUAAAACUGGAUAUCAGAUCAUCGUUUUUUACGGAAAAUGUAGCUAGUUAACUAGCCAUGUCGAAGAAGCAUCCAGACAAAAUGUGGCUGAAUCUGGUUUAUUUCAUCUGUUAAACCAUUUGACAUUGUUGUUGUUUCUAUCAUAUUAUCGAUAAAUGUAAUGUAGGAGUUAGAUAUAUAAUCAUUUCCAAUGCUUCUUGAAA